CCAUCGCUCUCCCUCCUAGCACCCUUUCUCUUGCUCAGCCUUAACUUCGAGUCUCCUGUGGUGGUUAGGGAGAAGUUAAGGGGGAGACCAUAUUACUUAAAUAUGGCCUCUCACUGUCGUUUCCUGUGAAGCAUCUUGGACUGAGCCCCAGGAGGCAGCUCUUCAGGGCAACAAGAUGACCACAGGAGCAGAUGUCCGGGAUAUUUUGGAACUGGGGGGCACAGAGCCCGAGAACAUAGGAACUAUUAAUAAGAAAGACAUCAUCAAUUCUGAUAAGAAAAAAUCCAAGAAGUCCUCAGAGACCCUGACAUUUAAGAGACCAGAAGGAAUGCACCGUGAGGUCUAUGCACUGCUGUACUCUGAUAAAAAGGACGCACCUCCUCUGCUGCCAAGUGACACGACACAGGGCUACCGUACAGUCAAGGCAAAGCUGGGCUCCAAGAAAGUGCGGCCUUGGAAAUGGAUGCCUUUCACCAACCCUGCUAGGAAGGAUGGGGCUAUGUUCUACCACUGGAGGAGGGCAGCAGAAGAGGGCAAGGAUUACCCCUUUGCCAGAUUCAACAAAACAGUGCAGGUUCCUAUUUACUCUGAGCAGGAGUAUCAGAUGUACCUUCAUGAUGAUGCCUGGACCAAAGCUGAAACAGACCACCUGUUUGACUUGUCACGUCGAUUUGACCUCCGUUUUGUAGUCAUUCAUGACCGCUAUGACCACCAGCAGUUCAAGAAACGGUCAGUAGAAGACCUAAAGGAGCGCUACUAUUACAUCUGUGCCAAACUGGCCAACGUUCGUGCUGUCCCAGGCACUGACUUGAAAAUCCCUGUCUUUGAUGCCGGCCAUGAAAGGCGUCGGAAGGAACAGUUGGAAAGGCUAUAUAACCGGACACCAGAACAGGUGGCAGAAGAAGAAUAUCUAAUCCAGGAGUUGCGGAAAAUUGAAGCCAGGAAGAAAGAGAGGGAGAAGCGAACACAAGACUUGCAGAAACUCAUUACGGCUGCAGAUACAACCACUGAACAAAGGCGUGCAGAGCGCAAAGCACCGAAGAAGAAGCUGCCACAGAAGAAAGAGACUGAGAAACCUGCUGUUCCCGAGACCGCUGGCAUCAAGUUUCCAGAUUUCAAGUCUGCAGGUGUCACGCUGCGGAGUCAGAGGAUGAAACUGCCGAGCUCCGUGGGACAGAAGAAGAUUAAAGCGUUGGAGCAGAUGCUGAUGGAACUCGGAGUAGACCUGAAUCCAAUGCCGACCGAGGAGAUUGUCCAGAUGUUCAACGAGCUGCGCAGUGACCUUGUGCUGCUGUAUGAGCUCAAGCAGGCCUUUGCCAACUGUGAAUAUGAGCUACAGAUGCUGCGGCACCGCUACGAGGCCCUGGCCAAAGCAGGCAGCACCGGGCCCAGCACAGAGGGCAGCUCCCACGCGGAGGGGCAGCUAGGCCUGUGCCUUGAAGAGAGCAAGGCUGACGGCAAGGAACAGAUUAUUGACGUGGUGGGGGCCCCCCUCACACCCAAUUCGAGAAAGCGCAGGGAAUCUGCUUCCAGCUCAUCAUCUGUCAAGAAGGUAAAGAAGCCUUGAGCAAUACACGGUCUCAGAUCCUGGAUUUGGACGACCCAGAGCACUGGUGGCUGAGGCAAGAGGAGUACAUUUCCCAGUAGAUGGCAGCGACCUCUAUGUUGGACGAUUCCUGCAUAGUGACAUUGCUUUCUCCUGCUCAGAACCCAGAAAUGGGUAUUGUUGCCCCAGGUAAAGGGGUUGGACUAGCUCAUAUCACAGACUGAUAGUAAUUAUUGUUGUAAUGGUUGUGCUGUCUUUUUAAUGUCUGUUUUGGUGAACUUCCCGUUAAUACAGAACCAUUACCUCUUGUUCCAGAAUCCAAAUGAACAGUUAAGCAGGGGAAGGCAGGAUGUAGAAACAGCUAUGUAGAAACAACUGUUUCUGCUUCUGUUUCUAUGUAGAAACAGCUGCUGCUGCUUUUGUCUGGUGUGCUUCCUAAGUGGGGAUGAGCGAAAGCUGGAUGAUCAGGCAGGCUUUCAGGAUCACCACCAAAGUGGGGAAGGUUGCUACAUGAAUGAAUGAUUUUGGGGGGAAACUGCUUGCAAGGAAAGUUGCACCUAGCUCAGUCUCUAUAGAACUUUGAGGGUCUCCCACUUUCUGUAGUGCCACUACUGAAGCAUUGUCUUCCAUAUUCUUGUGGCUUAGUCUAGUCACCCUUAGCCACUGGUUGAGCAUGAACUCUAGGAAGCCUCAACAAAUUUUGUUUGGCUCUAGGAGCCAGCCCAAAAAAUUUAGGUGCAAGACCGCUCUCUGCUGCAUGGGAGGCAGACACUCCUCCAACAGCGCCCUCUGCUGCCUUGCUUGGUCACUCCUCCUGGUCGUGUCCAUCUGGCUCUCGCAGGCAGUGGACCAAGGCAACCAGGAGGAGGGAGCAGCCCACCUCCACUUUGCCUUGUCCACUCCUCCUCUUGGCUGCAUUAGUCUGUUGCCUGGCUCAAUUUUUAGCACCAUGGCAAAUUGGUGCCCAAGAGUUGUUGAGCCCGGAACUUUAGUAACAACCCCAUCCCACUUAUGAGUUAAGUAUAUUUGUUUUUGGCUUUAUAGAAUAUUCUAGGGGCUGUUCACAAAGUCAAUGUUUUUCUAAUCAGGGUUGUUGUCUAAUUAAAGUAAUCUUGCUCAGUU
Molecule: messenger RNA, 2668 nt
Organism: Hemicordylus capensis (graceful crag lizard)
Lineage: Eukaryota; Metazoa; Chordata; Lepidosauria; Squamata; Cordylidae
Gene: DMAP1
Product: DNA methyltransferase 1 associated protein 1
Exons: 11
Coding region: 176-1567 (463 amino acids)
Biological process (GO): DNA repair; negative regulation of transcription by RNA polymerase II; chromatin remodeling
Cellular component (GO): Swr1 complex; nucleus; NuA4 histone acetyltransferase complex
Molecular function (GO): transcription corepressor activity
Source: RefSeq, a predicted model, not a curated record